AUGAGUACUAGCGUUCGUAGUAGCGGUACCAACAAUCGAGGAUUUUCAAAUCGUAGAAUAAGUGGUCACAAAACUUACAGAAAUCAACAACGGAAGUCACACUCCUAUCCCUCAAGUAAUAACAACUUCAACAGCAGUCACAGCAAUGAUCCGACACAUGGACACUUGGAGGGUGUAUAUGCCGAUGCUCACUUUACUUAUCAUGUAACUAGUUUAAUGGGUGUAUUAGUACGUGUAGUCGUUACUAAUGGGAAUAUGUUUGAAGGAAUAUUGCGAUCGUGCUCACCAAAGGCGGAUAUUGUCUUAAAUGCUGUCCAUAGACUUAAAACUAGCGAUAACGGAAACCAGCUUAGAAUCGAUGAUAAUAUUACGGAGAAUAUGAUAUUUCAUCCUAAAGACAUUGUUCACAUCGAAGCUCGCGAUGUCAACUUAAUGAAAUACAAAAAAUCAGCGGACUUUAUGACUGAUUCUGCUAUCAGCGGGUACAAUGGCGAAACUGAAGGACGUGAAUUAACUCCAUGGGAAGCAGAUCCAAGUAUACAAGCCGAUGAGGGCCUUGGCCUUUUUGAUGAUGAUUCGGCUCGUUGGGAUUCAAAGGAUAUGUUACAUACAAAUGAAACUAAGUUUGGCGUGAAAUCAACUUUUGAUUCCUCGAUGAAAGACUACACGACUGAAUUAAAGAAAACGAAUUCAUUGGAAUAUAAGAAAAAGAUGGAAGAAGCGGAAAGGCUAGCCUAUGAAAUAGAUAUUGAAAAUCGAAAUCGAAAAGUCAAUACCUACAGUAACUUAACGGAAGAAGGAAAAUAUAGCGCUGUCAUUAGCGAUUCGAACAUCAAUAAGUAUACCGAAAGUACAAAAAGUCAGGAUAACGGAAAGGAUAAUAUCAAAAUUGAUAACAAGAGUGAAGCUUCCAGCAAUAACGAAGUCACUAGUAGUAAAGAAGUAACUAAAGAUGAAAUCACUAUUACUAGUGAUAAAGUUGAUAAUACUACUGACGUCGGUGCCUCUAAUAUGCAAGCGAAAGAUCACGUUGAUGUCCCUGAGAAUAGCAGCAGUAAAGAAAUUUCUGAAGACACGGUUGUUGCAGAAAGUGUGAAAGAUGAAACCGCUAAAGACGCUAUUUCAUCUGAGAAACAGGAAAUAACCUCUAUAGGGCAAGCGCCAAAACCUGAUAUUGAAAGGUUGAAAGAUUUUCAUAAAAAUUUCACGUUUGGUCCUGUCACCAGCAGCAAUGAAAAUUCGACGACAGAUUCAACAACUAAUGAUAAAGUAGAUUCUGAUAAUAGCGCAGCAAAAUCUGAGAAUUUAAAUGAAAAGAAGAAAUCAUCAAAGCUUAAUCCUAAUGCUAAAGCAUUCACUCCUACCAGCACUUUGAAAUCUAAGUCAAGCAGUAGUCCACCAACAACAACUGUAACGGUUUCUACCACCACUAGUGGAAUUCAUCAAACGUCGUCCAAUACAUCCAGUAGUUACCAAAGCAAGCAUAAAUCUAAGGGACGAUCUUCUAAUAACGUUCCUAGCCAGUCCAGUUCAUUCCAGAAUCAUCCCGGAAUUCCUUAUAACACUCCAAGUAUGCAAGGGCCUAACAGUUCGCCUACUGCAGCAGGUCAGCCUAUGGCAAUGAAUUUGCCGACACAGGUUGGUCAACGUAUCCAAAAUGUGCCACAGCCGAUGCCCACAGUAAUUACAUAUCCACAAACUGUCCAACAAAAUGAAAUUCGUCAGGCAACACAAGUUCAGCCGCAAGUUUACCAGCAAGCAAUAAGUCCGAGAUUUGGAUUGCAGAAUCAGCAAUUAUCUCAGCAAAGUCCUACACCAGGUUAUAGCUAUAACGUCCUAGUUACACCGCGUCCAUUAGCUUCAAGUAACACCGCUGGUAUGAAUCCUCAUAUUAAUUCUUCACAGUUUAUGCAGUCAAGAGGCCCAUAUUAUCAAUAUAAGCAGUGA
Trichoplax adhaerens is the source of this 1947-nucleotide messenger RNA. RefSeq lists its product as uncharacterized. Lineage: Eukaryota; Metazoa; Placozoa; Uniplacotomia; Trichoplacea; Trichoplacidae. Bases 1 to 1947 code for a protein of 648 amino acids. The record is from RefSeq and is a predicted model, not a curated record. Gene Ontology annotation, cellular component: cytoplasmic stress granule. Gene Ontology annotation, biological process: cytoplasmic stress granule assembly. Gene Ontology annotation, molecular function: RNA binding. The transcript has 21 exons.